CGAGUUGUAUCACAUGACGUCCGUCCUAUCCAUGGCGUUCACUCCCCAGAUGAAAUAUCAACAACACGAAAUGAAAAUCGAGUGUGACAUUGCGUUUAACUGACUUCAGCAUCCUCCACCACACUUAAAUCAAGCGGUCGACCACGAUGGAGAUGAAUAACGAGAGGCGACGUCUGACCCGCUCCCCCACCAGUGUCAGCGACUACAGUGGCCUCAGCAACACAGCCUUCAGCGACAACAUCUCCCGGGAAGACUCCCCCAGGGUUAGCUGCCAGCCCUCCCCUGAGCCCCGACACCGACAAGAACGCAAGACUAUGGAUGAGGUCAUCUACAACAUGCGCUAUUCCCACGAGAACCAAAGGUUCGACUGGUCGGACGACAUCGAGGCUGUGAAAUCAGGGGAGAUGGAGGCCGGGGGUUCGGUGCAUCAGGACUUCCUCAACAAACUGCGUGAACAGCCUCUCCAUAUGCAACAGAAACUCAAACUGUCCAGAUACCUCAGAAGCAAUCUUGACGCAGAUUCCAUGUACACAAGCUUAAAAAAUAGAACAACGAAAUCCCAGGCUUCAAGGAUCUACGGUGACUUUGGAAUCGGACUGUGGAGAAAGAACAUAACAAAGAUAUCUGCCUACCACGGCAGCAACGUCGCCUCCUACUUCCUCUUCCUGCGGUUCCUCACCUACCUCAACGUAUUCAUAGCCCUGCUCCUCCUUGCCUUCAUCAGUGUACCACAGAUCCUCUCAGGGGAUGCGACCAUUCCAGACGACGUUGUCGGAUAUUUUGGGGAGCUAUCCACAAGCGUCAUGUUCUACGGGGCGUACAGCAACACAACAUGGGGGUAUUAUGAACGACCGAUGGCAUACUUCCUCACAUGGGGCUCCGUCAACUUGCUGUCUUUUAUUGUCAUAAUUCUCAGUAUGUUGUUUCGGUUCCGGAGGACCAAAUACAGCAGUUCUGACGAGGAGCUGACUUACACCUGGCGUCUCUUCACGUCCUGGGACUACUCUGUGUAUGAGAAGCAAGGAGCCAGUGACCGGAAGGAAGCCAUUAAAACGGCAAUGUUGGAACUUGUGCGGGAAGACCGAGGGAGGAAAAAAAGGAAACAGCGUGGGCUGUGCUCAAGGUGCUUGCUGGUGUUGCUGAGGCUGGUGGUGAACGUGCUGGUAUUGGCGGUGUUGGGAGGCAGUGGCUACCUCAUCUUCCUUGUAGCCAACAUCAAAGAGACGACGGUGCCUUUACCAGAUUUCUUCAACGAUUUCCUGGAUAGAUACGAGCUCCCUCUGGUGGUUACAGGUCUGAAGUUGAUAGUCCCCCUUAUAUUCGACCAACUGAUCAGGCUAGAACAAUGGCACCCACGAACGGAGCUGAAACUGACAAUUGGCAGGACAACGUUGUUCUACGUCGCUAGCCUCAUCGUCUUCGUCGUCUCCUUGUAUGACGUCACUACCGAAUGUAUCGGCAGCACUGCAAACUCCACCAUUGAACAGAGAAACGCCUCGGAGUUCUGUUGCUGGGAAAACGAGGUUGGAGAGCAAGUGUUUAAAGUACUUAUCCUCGAUCUGGGCAUCACGCUCGUCGUGACACUCCUCUUUGACGUCCUCAGGGCUGUAGUUGUCAAGUCGUGCGGCUGCAUUAAGAUACAGUACAGUGAGAUGGCCGUAGCUUCCGGUGUGUUGGAUCUGACCUAUGGUCAAGCUCUGGUCUGGCUUGGUCUCUACUUCUGUCCAUUUCUGGCACUGGCGGGCGUGGUCAAACUUGUUAUCCUCUUCUACUUUCAAUAUGUCAUUGCCCGCACGUGCUACGUGGCGCCAAGAAAGGUGUUCCGAGCCUCAAGAUCCGGGAACUUCUACAUGUUUAUUCUGCUCCUCAACCUCUUCUUCAGCCUCCUCCCUCUGGGAUACGCCGUCAUAGAACUUCAGCCAUCCGAUGACUGCGGUCCGUUUCAGCUUGAACGACAUGUUUAUGACGUCAUCGCCAAGCGCGUCGGAAACCUCCCUGAUUGGCUACAAGACGCCCUGGAUUAUAUUGCAACGCCCUCUGUUAUUAUCGCCGUAAUAAUUCUUCUGCUACUAAUUAUUUUCUACUAUAUGGCGCGGUCCUCGUCUUAUAAAGAGGUUGGCAAGCAGCUCCGGAAGCAACUGACUCUGGAAAGGACAGUGGAGAAAAAGAGAGUGUUUGCAAAGGCCAGAGCGCUUCAAGGCCGUUCCUCGUCUAGACGGUCUGGUGCUUCAUCUGCCUCUAACGUCACAACCCCAUAACUAUAUUCGAGUGGGUGAACUUUAAAUCAGUUCACCAGAGCGUGUCAGCUUCCUGUGGUCAGAAAGCACAAAGUGAUACGGUUGUAGACGUUUAUCAUUUUGUUCAACCAGUGAGAACGUGUAUGGUCCUGAAAAUCAGGGCGAAUCUGGGAUCAUCGGAUUCUGGCACAACUAAGGGACGUAACUCUACAGAGAACAUUGUGCGCUUCAGACUACAUGAUACAAAGGAAGCCAUUAUGUUACAAUGGACUGCGGGGAAAGGUGGCAAGGUUUCUGUGAUUGCAUGAUACGACCAUGAAAUAACUACAGAAUAGUUUAGGUAACCAGUAAAAGCCUAGUAGAAUUGCUCUAACAUUGAAGAAACAUGUGUUCAUUUUAAGUUGUGGUUUGUUUUUACAUGUAACAUAUUGAAAUUAUAUUCCAAAAUAA
Messenger RNA from Haliotis rufescens (red abalone), 2687 nucleotides. Its product is annotated as transmembrane channel-like protein 3. Bases 147 to 2258 code for a protein of 703 amino acids. Lineage: Eukaryota; Metazoa; Mollusca; Gastropoda; Lepetellida; Haliotidae. Gene Ontology annotation, cellular component: plasma membrane. Gene Ontology annotation, molecular function: mechanosensitive monoatomic ion channel activity. The transcript is spliced from 20 exons. The record is from RefSeq and is a predicted model, not a curated record.